AUAAAAAUGAAUGCCAAGAAUAAUAAGUUAAAUUUCAUCCGUUUAGGCAGGAUUUUAGAGUUAUCAUUAUAUCCGUCUUUGGUUCGCGUGCUUAGCGAGGCACACAAGGCAGACGCUAUAAGUUAUAAUCAUAAGUUUCGCAAAAUUUUCAUGAAUAGACUAGCUGAAGAUCUAUGGUAUAAUAAUCCAUUAUAUCCAGAACGCGAAAGGACAUUGGUUUGUAGCAUGCCAUUUACUGCGGUUAGUAAUGAGUUGUUACGAACACCAUCUAUAUUUUCUUGGGGUGUAUCACGAGAUCAAGCAGCUACUAUUAUACAAUCAGCGUAUCGUGCUCACAUAGUCCGGAUACAGCCUGACGUGGCGGAAAUGAGGGCUUUUUGGCGAGCAUUGACGACCAAAGGCCGCAAGUAGACGUGUUGAAGUGUUGAAGUAGUUGCUUUUGUCAACUACUCCAAUCAAAAGAAUGAAUUUAACUGUAAAUUUAUUUUUUUUUUAGCUAUUAUAAUGUUUUGUACACAUAACGCAUCAAUGUUCUCGAAUUUUCGAAUCAUUACUGUCGACAUGCAAAUAAAAUAUCUCCCCUUGCUAUACUACGAAAAAUAUUAUUAUUUUUUUUUGUCUAAAGUUCUUGCUGAUUUCCCCUUUCGACUAAAGAUAUAGUUUUCUAUUCCCCUUUAGAUAUUAUGUUGACCUUUUAGUUUCAUUCACUAAACUACCAAUAAGUCUUACAAUAAUAAAGG
Molecule: messenger RNA, 740 nt
Organism: Rhopalosiphum maidis (corn leaf aphid)
Lineage: Eukaryota; Metazoa; Arthropoda; Insecta; Hemiptera; Aphididae
Exons: 2
Coding region: 7-411 (134 amino acids)
Source: RefSeq, a predicted model, not a curated record